AGGCUGUCUACUCUGCACUGCCCAGAAUCAAUCCGUCCUGGUGUUUGCUUUCUUGCGGUUCUUCACGCACGCAUAUUCCAACUUGACCAACGCCUUCAAUCAUCAUACUUGACUAGACCGAGUCGCGCCAGACCAACCUCUCCUCUCCUGCUGAACCCGGGGAUUCCGGUCUUGAGUUCAGAUACCAAAGCACGAGACUGCAUUUGAACGAGUCAUCAGUUCAACCGCCAUGAACAUCGCCGACUCGCCGCUGUUUAAGGCCUACGCCCGGCCGAUCCUCGACUCAAGACUUGAUCCGAGGCCUCGUCGUCAGAGAGCACGCUUCUCCCCGUUUGGCAUCAUGGACACAGUGAUGCAGUAUUUGUUGGACCGCGCGAGCCUCGAAGUUACCAAGAUCAAGAUCAGUAAUGCUUCUGAAAGCUCCUUCUGCCUUGCCAUCGAGAGCCGCCUUGUCGAUUCUGGUGCCAUUUCCAGUAUCAUCGGCGCUAUGGACGUCGAACUUUCCUUCAAUGGCUUCAGCUUUGGCACGGUAGAGUUGCCUGAAGUCCAGACGAGCUUCUGGGGUACCAAGGUCCUAGUCAAGGAACAGCGCAUCGACAUUACCGAUAUGACAGCCUUUCGAACAUUCAUCCGAAGCCUCAUGCUCGACAGCGAUAGCAGUUUCCAGCUCGAUAAUGGCUGGUGCACUGUCGGAGCUUUGGGUACCUCAUCGGGCUGCGAAAUGUGUCUCGAUAUCCCACUAAAGUGUAUGAACGGGCCGCAAAUGGAGCUCAAGAAGCUAUCACGCUCCAGUGAUAAUGGCAUUGUGGCGACCUUUCGCCUAGAUAAUCUGAGCCCUAUGGAGAUCGAUCACGGUCGCUGCAUCUUUGAACUGCGCAACACCCGAGGCGAAACCAUGGCAGAGCUGAGGGGCGAUCUGAACAUUGUCCGGGGGCAGGCCGACUACACGCUGCAUGGCACGACGCGACCUGGGGUGGCACCAUCAGAUAUGGCUAGGCUGGUGGGAGUCGGUGUGGAGGGGAGCUCGUGGUGCAGCGAGACGAUCAAGGAGAUUGAUGUUAUCUUUGGGUUGAAACCGGAGUUUGCGGAGCUGCUCCAGCAUUGAAAUGACAUGAUCUCGGGAAACAUGUCGCGUCAUGACCGGCACGGGCGGAACUGUUUGAGCGUUCAUUUGGCGUUGCGGUGUAGGCUUGGAUAACAAGGGACUGGUUUUGACGACGGUGAGUUGGACACACUCUGGAUAUAUCUAUUAGCAUGAAUACCAAGCGAUCACAGCC
Molecule: messenger RNA, 1277 nt
Organism: Fusarium vanettenii 77-13-4
Lineage: Eukaryota; Fungi; Ascomycota; Sordariomycetes; Hypocreales; Nectriaceae
Exons: 2
Coding region: 230-1105 (291 amino acids)
Source: RefSeq, a predicted model, not a curated record